AUCCUCUCCGCCGUCGGUAUCCCUCUUGCUACCGCUCGCUCUACUCACUCUCGCGCAAGGCAAGUGAGGCUACGACUCACGAAGUGUCCGCAGGGAGCACACCGCAUAACAACACCUGCUAGACGAGGCCUACCCAUUGUACUACGAUCAUGGCCGUCUCCUCGCGCCGAUUGCAGAAGGAGCUCAUGGACAUCAAGAAGGAGGGUACCCCCGUCGGCAUCGAGGUCCUCCAGGCAGAUGACUUCACCCGCUGGAUCCUCUCUGUCGAGGUUCUCGGCGGCACGAUCUACGAGGGCGAGAAGUUCGCGCUCUUGUUCCGGUUCGACAACCAGUACCCGAUCUCCGCCCCCGCCGUGCAGUUCGUCGUCGACGACACCUACAAGGCGCCCAUCCACCCCCAUGUAUAUUCAAAUGGCCAUAUAUGCGCGUCCAUCCUCGGGAGCGAGUGGUCCCCCGUGCUGAGCGUCAUCUCCGUCUGCGUGACGAUCCAGAGCAUGCUCGCGUCCUGCAAAACGAAAGAACGACCCCCGGACAACGACCGCUACGUCUCGCACGCGCCCGAGAACCCGAAGAAGACCCGCUGGGACUUCCAUGAUGACAAUGUAUAACCAUCCCCGCUUGUGGGUGUACAAACAACCGGAACUGGAACCGGAGGGUCUGGUUGUAGAUGAGGGAGAGCGAGCGUAUGGCUCGGGCUCUGCGUAUAGGAUAAGUGUUGUGUUUUGUGAUAUCAUCGGCAUUCAGAUCGGGUUAUUGGAUACCCUGCAUACGGAGGACAUAUGUGUGCGCUUGCGCUGGUGUCGUGGUGUAUCGUACGCACGUAUCUCGAAGUACAAACUGGGUUAUCACAGUUCCCUAGCAACUAGGUGAGAACGUAGUGAGUGGAGAACGUGUUGUGGUGUUAGAUAUAUGAUACAUCCGUUUGGCACAAAGACCCUCGAUGAACGAUGAGACUACCGUUACACUGGUAUCCAUCCUGUAAACCACUCAAGACCAGGAGCCGUGCACAUAUGUAAGACGGCAGUACAGAAAGCGAACUGAUACAAAACCAGAGCACAACAAAUACAGCACGCGAGCACCGCCAAGAAGCGACGUAGAUCAGCCUGUAUAUCCCGGAUUGCUGACGCGCACUAUCCACAGCACCCGCCAACAGGAGCAGCAGUCCUCGCCCGGCUCUCCUCGACUUGCUCCUCCUCGCCCUCAUCCACCCCACACCCCGUACAUGAAUCCCCACACGCGCACCGCCCCUCGGGGCACCCACAUCCCCCGGGACAGUUACACUCCAGCUUCGGCACCGCAACGAGCCCAAACGCAGCCUUCCGCCCCUCCCUCCCCUCCCCGCUGAACAGAUCCCGCGGGUACACGAGCACGUUCGUAGGGUCUAACGCGCCAGGCCGAGUACGACUCGGCGGCGGCGGCGGCAGCGCUGCCGCGCGCGCAAAGAACGCGUCGAUGAAGUUCGCACCCGAUGCAGAUUUCUGCGGCGCGGGGGACGCGGGGAUGAACGCGAAGGUAGAGGAGGGCGCGGGGAGCGCGACGCCGCCCUCGUUGUCGACGCAGAUCCCGCACGAGCCCUCGGCGCAGUCCUCGAAGUCCGCGGACGCGUGCGCCUCGCCGCGGUGCUUGAGGCACCCGGGGCACGCGCAGUCCGUUCCGCAGCAGCACUCGGGCGCCGCGUGGGCGGUGAUGGCGCUGAGCGGCGGGAUGGGCGGGAACGCGGGGGGCGCGGAGCUGCUUGAGGAUGCGUGGAGGUCCGGGGUGUAUAGUGACGGCGUUGGGAAGAGGGGAGGGAGGGCGUGAUCGUGCGAGGUGGAUGAGGGGUGGGCGUGCGAUGUGUGUUUGGAUCGUUUCGCCUUUGGGCUUGGUGGGCGUGACGAUGGUUGGCUCGAGCAGCAUCCGCGGGAACGCUUCUGAGAACUAUCGUCCAGCAGAACAGCCGCACUGGACGGGACUUGCGCUGUCAUUACUACCGGCGCUACUUGAGGUAGCGGCGCGAUGGGCGCCUCUUCUGCGCAGCAGAACAUGGCCGCCUGGGCGAGUGCUGCAAGUCCACCAUGUGCAGAAAGUGAUGGUCGCGCGGAGCGUUCAUGGCCACAGGUGCAUAUUGACGCUUCCUUGCCACCACAGCGACACAAGUUGACGGAGGCGGCACUGGACGGACCUGCGGCCGGGGCCAUGAUAUCUUUGAUACCAUUUGGAAGGGCAGGUGCGAUGGGCUUAAACCUCCGAGUUUUGGGCUUCGGAGCGCUCCCAACCUCGGCGCUAGCCUUCGACGCCAGCGCCUGCGUGGACGGGCCGGCCUCGGAGGGCGUACAGGUGCACUUCGAGUGCAUGCGUUUCGUCUUCCGGAGCUCACGGCAUUUCUCGCACUGCGACACCGGACGGCCCUUCUUUUUGAUCUCGAAGAGCGGACGGUCGGUGUGUUGGCAGUUCGACGAGCGGUGCCCCUUUAUGCACGCCUCGCUGGCGAACUUCUUGUCGUUGACGUACACCAUUGAAAGGAUCUCAAUUUGACAGGCAGAAUAUACUGCGGCUCCUAUAUCGCCCACAGCACGGGGCUAGAUCGAUGUGAGUUAUCGUGGGCGCCUGUGGGAAAUGAAUAGACGGCGGCGUGGAGCUGGCCGAGCGAGCUUUGGAUGCCCAGCGAUGGAGUCGCACAGAGGGGUAGAGAGAGG
Trametes versicolor FP-101664 SS1 is the source of this 2675-nucleotide messenger RNA. Its product is annotated as UBC-like protein. The transcript has 13 exons. The coding region runs from base 150 to 608 and encodes 152 amino acids. The record is from RefSeq and is a predicted model, not a curated record. NCBI's taxonomy places the organism in Eukaryota, Fungi, Basidiomycota, Agaricomycetes, Polyporales, Polyporaceae.